AUGUGGAUACUGCCGUUGCUUGGAUAUGUGGGUGUCAUUUUGGGCUUCGCCUUCUUGACGCUUGCCAUAGCUUCCGGCCUGUACUACCUCUCUGAGCUUGUGGAAGAGCAUACCGUAUUCGCAAAGAAGCUACUGUACCGACUCAUCUAUGGCGUGGUCGGCAUCCAAAUCUUGCUUCUAGUCGUCGAUCGGUUUCCAGUCGGACUCAGCGCGUUAAGUGUUGUGUCGCAUGUCAUUUAUGCGCAGAACCUCAGGCGAUUUCCCAUUGUCAAGCUCACGGACCCACUGUUCUUGGUCUCUUGCGCCCUCGUCAUCGCAAACCACUAUCUUUGGUUUCGUCACUUCAGCGCUCCGCCAGCGAACACAUACUCUUCGUACUCAUACUCCCGCGACGUCAACAUUCCCACCUUUACCGAGAUCGCCUCUUACUUUGGCCUAUGCGUCUGGCUAGUUCCAUUUGCCUUGUUCGUCUCCUUGUCCGCUGGCGAGAACGUUCUUCCCUCAAUGGGCUCCGAGUACGCGACUGGAGACGGUAGCAGCUACAUCAUGCCAGGGAAAGCACCAGAGUCGUUUGGCAGCGGGACGGGUAUUGGAGUUGGCGGAGUGAGCAGUGGGAUGGAGGGCAAGAGGAGGGCAAGAAGUGGAACAAACGCGGGCAUGGCGAAGGCCGUUGUCACUGGCGUCAGGGAGUGGGCGAUGAGCCCUAACCGACCAGGUUGUGUAAAUUUGCCGGCUCACUUUCAUCCUAUCCUCGUAGACCGCAUUGUCAAUUUCAUCUACACAUCAGACUAUAGGUUCCUUCCAGGCUCAGAAGGCGGCCAACUCAAGCAGACCACCUUCAAAUUCUAUCAUGCAACUCUCAUCCCGAACGAGAUUCCACCCUCACCUGCCACAGUUGCCCUCGUCGGUAUUGCCGAAUAUGCAUACCAUCUCCACAUCUACGCCCUGGCAGAGGAAUUGGACUACAAUACACUGAGAUCAGCUGCGCACGCGAAGCUCGUCGAACUAUUGGUAUUCCGUUCUUCCAAUCCCGAAGUUCUCAAAGAGGCCAUCAAGACUAUCUUAGCCCCGACCGGGACCGCGGAGCGCAUCUGCAAAGACGAGGAUGGUGCGUUGCAGCAACUUGUCGUCGCGGCUGUCCUUGCACAAGAGGCUAAGCAUUGGACGGAAGUACAGCUUACAGGUUUUCUCGACAGUAUCCAAGAUCCAGCAUAUGGGGAUUUCCGUAAGAUCUAUACUACCGUCAAGGAAGACACUGAGGACCUCAUCAAGCAGGCCGCUAUCGCGAAGCAUUUGGCGGCAGAGCGCAAGAAGGACCGGGAACGUAGGAAGGCGGCUAACUCUAAGCGUGGCAACGACGGUAAGAACAGGAUCUUUGGGAGCGAUGGCUCGCCCAUGGGCGCCUUAGGUGCACGUCCCAUACCAUCGAAAGACAAGUUCAAACAAAGGUAUGAAGCGAAGCGUGGUGUUGCUAGGUCUGCAAAGGCGGAUAAAGACGGAGACAUGGAUAUGGAGGUUGACUAG
Messenger RNA from Alternaria postmessia, 1524 nucleotides. RefSeq lists its product as uncharacterized. The coding region runs from base 1 to 1524 and encodes 507 amino acids. Gene Ontology annotation, molecular function: COPII receptor activity. The transcript has 5 exons. NCBI's taxonomy places the organism in Eukaryota, Fungi, Ascomycota, Dothideomycetes, Pleosporales, Pleosporaceae. The record is from RefSeq and is a predicted model, not a curated record. Gene Ontology annotation, cellular component: endoplasmic reticulum membrane; Golgi membrane; COPII-coated ER to Golgi transport vesicle. Gene Ontology annotation, biological process: endoplasmic reticulum to Golgi vesicle-mediated transport.